GGCGCUGCGACGACCUCGGCGUCCGUCAGUCGACUGAAGGUCUCCGCGCAGACCCCACGGCAUGGGAACAUGCGAGGAGGCAGCUCCGAACUCCUCCUCGACCCGCAGGUCGAGCUGAGGAAGAGGAAGCUCCUUGAGCUGGCUCAACCGAAGAAACACAAGAAACAGAAGAGAAGUUGCCGAGAGCGCGCGUGGUUCUACGCGACGUCCUUCUUCGUGAUGUCCGCCGUGUCGGCCGGCUCCUCGUUGUUGUUCCUAGUGCCUCUGUACGUGGACCCGGCGAUAUCCACGUUGGUGGCGGACUUCAUCACCAGACCCGUCACCUGCGUGACGAUGCGACGCGAAGAUCACCUGGGGAUCUUCAACUGUACGUGGAGCUCUUGUCGCGAGGGUUGUACCAGCGACAUGUACCGCUGCACACACAUCUACGUGUCCUACACCGAGCAGGAGGACAACUCAUCGCUGGCCACUCCCGCUACCGUCGUGGACGCCGUCCUGCUGGUCAACAUCAAGGGCUGCGGUUACCCUCCGGACAUCCAGUGCGCCAACUUCACCGCCUCCUACGGCACGGAGGGCGCGGAGUUCCCUUGCUACUACUCCCGCGAGAACCGCACCGUCGUCAUGACCAAGUACGACAGGGACGCUCAAGUAGAGGUGAUCAUCAACUACUUCGCGAUACCGUUUGUGAUCUGUGUGGUGACCUCGGUGGUGUUGUGUGUGAUGCAUUGCGACUGUAGAUGCACGCCUCAGCCGCAGCCUCCCCGAGGCUUCCGGAGGUCCAGAGUGGAGGAUGCCAGUGACCAGUCCAUCAGCACGAGAGUUGACCGUAUGACCUCUCACGCAGACCUCACCAGACCCCUCUGACAAAGGGACGACACGGUGGACAGCCACCUGAUGACGACAUCUCAGUCCAGCGAUCUCUAGCUCACCCACGCCUGCGCGAACAUAUUUUUAGGGUAACAUAUUUUUAGAAACGCGUUGCGAUCGCCCUUUUUAUAAUAGUUUUAAACGAAAAGGCGUUCGCGGUUGACAUCGACUUAGUCAAUUUGACUUCCUACAUAGGGCUGUUUUGGUUUAUUUAAGUGGCAGUGUUUGAUCGUUAAGUGGUUCAAGGAUUUGGAUUGAUGUGUAAAAGGGGAAACUAUGUUUGAUGUGUUUUAUUGUUUACUGUGGUUGGUUGCUACAUCGAAAAAUUAUGGAUGUUUGUAACAUGUUUAACUCUUUCCUUGAUUGAAACAGAAUGAAUUAUUUGAUAAUUUACAGGUUCAUUUAAAUGUUUGAGCAUUUAUUCGUCACAUAAUACGGGUUAAAAGAGCUUAUAAAGUUCAACCUACGUUAUGAAAAUACAAUUUAAAAGCCAAAUGAAAUCUAAUUAAAAUAAAAUUGUCAAAAUACCCGCUGUACUGUCAAUGAUCCGUUUUGUUGUCUAGCGACCAAGGUUUCGAACCUAAAAAUCAUUUUUAGCUUAAGUAAACCAAUUAGUUGGAAAAAUCAUCUGUAGUUGGGGUUGUAAAGAGUCGUCAUACACUUAACUAACACUUCACAAAUACGGAAAAAAAAGAUUUGACUAAGUUAUAAUACUGAAAGGCCAACGCUUGGUGUAGCCCUCGGAAGGUUAGUCAUGACAACUUGAGUGAAAAUACUUCAGCGAAACCUUGUUCACUUGACAAAAACGCAUUAUUUCCUAGUACAAAAAGUAUAACCUUACUAAUUGUAAAAACGUGAUCCAGAAGCUUAACAGAUUUAUAGAUAAAUUAGUUUAAGGUAGAUUUUAUUAUUAGAAAGGAUUAAACAUGAUGAAAAUCUUACCAACAAAAACUUGUUUUACUUUUUAACCUAAUAUUGUUAUGUUCAUUUGGUAAAAAUGGACUCCAACGUAAAGUAGGAGUCUUAUUAGUUUUGUAUACACCAAAAACAGGUUAAAAAAUUUAACAUCCAUUCCCCAUUGAAAAGUGUUAACGAGAAAUUCUUGAACGCCUUGGAGGGAUCAGACCCCAAGUCAAUUGUAGAGAUUAGAUAGAGUUUUGUAAAGUCCGUGUUUAUUGUAUUGUAGAUUCGUAGGCCGCAGGAUAGACACUUCAAACAAACCUAGCGUCGAACUAUUAGGGCCAAAUUAAUUUUCGUUCCUGGCCUUUUCGCACGACUUUAGGGCAAAGAAGGGAAGGAACACUGCUACAAGGGUUGGAAAAGAGAUUUGUGUAAGCUCUUUACCUGAUUUUUCUGGUAUAUUCUUUAAGUGAAUGGUUGAAAUGGGAUUACCAUGUUUUUGCUUAAUCUUGAGAUUAACUCAUACUAUACUCAACUAUAGAUUACUACCAAUACUAAAAUACUAGCAUGACCCAACCUGUCCUAACGUAACACCUUAUACAAGCAUUAUUCUACCUACCCAUAACAUAACCUUAUAUAUUCUAGCAUGACCCAAACCUAUCACAUCAUACUUGAGCAUAUUUCAACCCACCCUACCAUCACCCAAUACAUCAUAGCACAGCUCAACUUACCUUUACACAAUCCAAUAAAUCCUAACAUAACCCUGCCUAAUCUAACAAAACCCAAUACAUCCAAUUUACUUGACUCAACCCAACUUCACAUGGUCGGUUUCGAAGGUUUAUGCUU
Molecule: messenger RNA, 2613 nt
Organism: Macrosteles quadrilineatus (aster leafhopper)
Lineage: Eukaryota; Metazoa; Arthropoda; Insecta; Hemiptera; Cicadellidae
Gene: Teh1
Product: protein tipE
Exons: 2
Coding region: 70-864 (264 amino acids)
Biological process (GO): regulation of sodium ion transport
Molecular function (GO): sodium channel regulator activity
Source: RefSeq, a predicted model, not a curated record